GAACCCUGGCAACCUCUCUUCCCGGCGGCGGCGGUGGAAGUAGUCCCGGCGUGCGCUCCAAUGGGUUCCUACGCCGCGGGAGUAAGAGGAUGGCGACCUCGUCGAUGCCGGAGCCGGACAGGGACGCGGACGCGAGAGGCUCGGAGUGAAAACCCCAGGCCCUACGCUUCACUGUCAGUCGGUUCCCCGAGCCCAUGGAGGAGAACGAAGUGGAAAGCAGUAGUGACGCGGGCCCUCGGCCUGGCCAGCUCGAGGAGCCCACUGAGAGCGGCCUGGGAGUGGGCACCUCGGAAGACGUGUCAGCGGACAGCAGCGAUGCCGCCACCACCCCUGGGCUGGCUGAGGCCGAUGAUUCUGGUGUGGGACAAAGCUCAGACAGCGGCAGCUGUUCAGUGGAGGAGGUAUCUGAGAGCAUCUCAGCGGGUCCCUUGCCUCAUGGCUACCUCCCUGAUUCAUCUUCCGUGGUAGCAGAGGUACCUGGUGGUCCCCUGCCCCAGGUGCACUCCAGCGCUCUCCCGGACCCCAGUGUGCUGGUGUCUGACUGCACGGCUUCCUCCUCAGACCUGGGCUCUGCCAUCGACAAGAUCAUCGAGUCCACUAUUGGGCCCGACCUCAUCCAGAGCUGCAUCCCCGUGACCAGUGCUGAAGAAGGCGGGGCUGAGACCACGCAGUACCUGAUCCUGCAGGGUCCAGAUGAUGGUGCUCCCAUGGCAUCUCCAAUGUCUACUUCCACCCUGGCCCAUAGCCUGGCAGCCAUCGAGGCCCUGACCGAUGGCCCCACAUCCACAUCCACGUGCCUGGAGCCCCUGGGUGAGCCCACCUCUCUAGCACAGCCACCCCCAGUCCCCAGUGCUGAGGAGCUGGACCUGCAGAACCUGGAGGCCAUGAUGGAGGUGGUGGUAGUGCAGCAGUUCAAAUGCAAGAUGUGCCAGUACCGGAGCAGCACCAAGGCUACACUGCUGCGGCACAUGCGGGCACGGCACCUCCGCCCAGUGGCAGCAGCUUCAGCCAGUAAGAAGAGUCGUCUGCGAAAGUGGGGCAGCUCCACCAAGACCUCAGAGGAGGAAGGACCUGAGGAGGAGGAUGAUGACGACAUUGUAGACGCAGGGGCCAUCGAUGACCUUGAGGAAGACAGUGACUACAACCCAGCCGAGGAUGAGCCCCGAGGCCGGCAGCUCCGGCUCCAGCGCCCCACCCCUAGUACCCCAAGACCCCGAAGGAGGCCUGGUAGGCCUCGGAAGCUGCCUCGCCUGGAGACCUCAGACCUCCCAGAUGGUGUAGAAGAGCCUCUAGUGAGUUCCCAGAGCGGACAGAGCCUUCCAGAGCCACAGGACCCUGAGGCCCCCAGCUCCUCAGGCCCGGGAUGCCUGGGGUCCCUGGGCCAGACAUGCAGGGGCCCAGAGGAGCCUGGUGUGAGCCAGUCAGAUGCAGAGAACGCAGCCCCCUCCUGCCAGGAUGAGCCUGAUGUCCCGCCCCGCCGCCGAGGGCGACCCUCUAGGCGGUUCCUAGGCAAAAAGUACCGCAAGUACUACUACAAGUCGCCCAAGCCACUCCUGAGGCCCUAUCUGUGCCGCAUAUGCGGCUCGCGCUUCCUGUCCCACGAGGACCUGCGUUUCCACGUCAACUCCCACGAGCCUGGCGACCCGCAGCUCUUCAAGUGUCUGCAGUGCAGCUACCGCGCUCGCCGCUGGUCCUCACUCAAGGAGCACAUGUUCAACCACGUGGGCAGCAAGCCCUACAAGUGUGACGAGUGCAGCUACACCAGCGUCUACCGGAAGGACGUCAUCCGGCACGCAGCCGUGCACAGCCGGGACCGGAAGAAGAGGCCAGAUCCGCCCCCGAAGCUGAACUCGUUUCCUUGCCCUGUGUGUGGCCGUGUGUACCCCAUGCAGAAGCGGCUGACGCAGCACAUGAAGACGCACAGCACCGAGAAGCCCCACAUGUGCGAUAAGUGUGGAAAGUCUUUUAAGAAGCGCUACACUUUCAAGAUGCACCUGCUCACACACAUCCAGGCUGUCGCCAACCGCAGGUUCAAAUGUGAGUUCUGCGAGUUUGUUUGUGAGGACAAGAAAGUGCUGCUGAAUCACCAGCUGUCCCACAUCAGUGACAAGCCUUUCAAGUGCAGCUUUUGUCCCUACCGCACCUUCCGGGAAGACUUCCUUCUGUCUCACGUGGCUGUCAAACACACAGGGGCCAAGCCCUUCGCCUGUGAGUACUGCCACUUCAGCACUCGCCACAAGAAGAACCUGCGGCUGCACGUUCGGUGCCGACACGCGGGCAGCUUUGAGGAGUGGGGGCGGCGCCACCCCGAGGAGCCCCCCUCCCGCCGCCGCCCUUUCUUCUCUCUGCAGCAGAUAGAGGAGCUGAAGCAGCAGCACGGUGCAGCCCCCGGGCCACCGCCCAGCUCUCCCACUCCUCCUGAGGCCCCCUCAGAGGCUGCGUCUUUCCAGUCAGCCGAGCCUCCCCCACUGCUCUGUCCUGAUACCCUGAAUGGCGCCACCAUCAUCUACCAGCAAGGAGCUGAGGAGUCUACUGCAAUGGCCACACAGACUGCCUUGGAUCUGCUGUUGAACAUGAGUGCUCAGCGGGAGCUGGGGGCCACAGCUUUGCAGGUGGCCGUGGUAAAGUCAGGCAUGGAAGCGGAGUUAACAUCUCCUGGUGGCCAGCCCUGUCCUGAAGACACCACUCCACAAGUGGUGACGCUCCAUGUGGCCGAGCCAGGGCCCAGUGUGGCCACCGAGAACCAGCUAGCCCCCCCUGACCUACAGCAGAUUGCCUUGCCGCCGUUUGGUGGGCCUGGUUACAGUGUCAUCACCGCGCCCCCCAUGGAGGAGGGGACGUCAGCCCCUGGCACACCUUACAGUGAGGAGCCUCCAGGGGAGGCAUCCCAGGCUGUGGUUGUAAGUGACACACUCAAGGAGCCUGGCACCCACUACAUCAUGGCAGCCGAUGGAACCCAGCUGCAUCACAUUGAGUUGACUGCAGAUGGUUCCAUCUCCUUCCCCACCCCGGAUACCCUGACCUCUGGAGCCAAAUGGCCCCUGCUACAGUGUGGGGGGCUGACCAGAGAUGGCCCUGAGGCCUCAUCUUCAGCCAAGAUCCACCAGGUGGGGGUCCCCCAGGGCUCGGCCUCCCCACCUCCUGCAGCCAGCAAAGCCCUGGGCCUGGUGGUGCCACCCUCCUCACCAUCUGCAGCCGCUGCCUCAUCAAAGAAGUUCUCCUGCAAAGUGUGUGCAGAGGCCUUCCCAGGCCGAGCCGAGAUGGAAAGUCACAAACGGGCACAUGCUGGGCCUGCCGCCUUCAAGUGCCCUGACUGCCCCUUCAGUGCCCGCCAGUGGCCUGAGGUCCGGGAGCACAUGGCGCAGCACUCGAGCCUGAGACCCCACCAGUGCAGCCAGUGCAGCUUUGCCUCCAAGAACAAGAAGGACCUGCGGCGGCACAUGCUCACCCACACCAAUGAGAAGCCUUUCUCGUGCCACCUCUGUGGGCAGCGUUUCAACCGGAAUGGGCACCUCAAGUUUCACAUCCAGCGGCUGCACAGCGCCGACGGAAGGAAGACGGGGCCUCCUGCGGCCCGGGCCUCAGCUCCGGCCCCCACUCAGACCAUCAUCCUCAACAGCGAUGAUGAGACCCUGGCCACUCUGCACACUGCCCUCCAGUCUGGUCACGGAGUCUUGGGCUCAGAACGGCUGCAGCAGGCACUGGGCCAGGAACACAUCAUUGUAGCCCAGGAACAGACAGUGACCAAUCAGGAAGAAGCCACCUAUAUCCAAGAAAUCACUACAGCAGAUGGCCAGACGGUACAGCACCUGGUGACUGCUGACAACCAGGUGCAGUACAUCAUCUCUCAGGACGGUGUCCAGCACCUACUGCCUCAGGAGUAUGUCGUGGUCCCUGAUGGCCACCAUAUCCAGGUCCAGGAGGGCCAGAUCACACACAUCCAGUAUGAGCAAGGUGCCCCAUUCCUGCAGGAGUCCCAGAUCCAGUAUGUGCCUGUGUCCCCAGGCCAGCAGCUUGUCACUCAGGCUCAACUUGAGGCUGCAGCACAUUCUGCUGUUACAGCGGUGGCUGAUGCUGCCAUGGCCCAAGCCCAGGGCCUGUUUGGCACUGAGGAAGCAGUGCCUGAACACAUUCAACAGCUGCAGCACCAGGGCAUCGAGUAUGACGUCAUCACCCUGACAGACGACUGAGCCCCUUGGGCCCAGUGCACAUUAUGGAUAUCGAGGCCAGCUCUUCUGGGAACAGGAGGACCCACCUUCCUGUCCUACUUAGGGCCUCCACAUUCUGAGCAGCCAGAAUCUUGUGACUCCAAAGGAGCCAGACCUGUGCUGUUGGGGUUGGGGGGCAGUCAUGGGCCCCAGCCACAAUACACUGGGUGCCCCAGCCUGCAGGCAGGCUUUGAAAGAGAUUUAUUUUUGUUUGGAUGGACCCACUGGCCCUCAUUCUCAAUAAAGGGACCAGAGUCCAGCCCGGA
Jaculus jaculus (lesser Egyptian jerboa) is the source of this 4474-nucleotide messenger RNA. RefSeq names its product zinc finger protein 335 (gene Znf335). NCBI's taxonomy places the organism in Eukaryota, Metazoa, Chordata, Mammalia, Rodentia, Dipodidae. The coding region runs from base 195 to 4190 and encodes 1331 amino acids. Gene Ontology annotation, biological process: regulation of gene expression; brain development; positive regulation of neurogenesis. Gene Ontology annotation, molecular function: RNA polymerase II cis-regulatory region sequence-specific DNA binding. The transcript has 28 exons. The record is from RefSeq and is a predicted model, not a curated record. Gene Ontology annotation, cellular component: nucleus.